AUGAGCAGGGCAGGGGAACAACCUGCAGAAGGGAACUCUACAGCGACGACCAUGGAAGAUCUCAACUUGGUUCUUGGACACAAGACCUCACGGAGUCUUGCUGAUAGUGAGAGCCUCGCCAGCGCCAACCGAAGCAGCAGCAUGGGCUGUCGAGUCUGUCGCGCGAGAAAGGUCAAAUGCGACGGUCGGCCCAACGGCUGUCGCAAUUGUGAACGUCUCCAACUCGAGUGUGUUGACGAUGACGGUUCAAAGUCUGGCAGCCGGCGUGGAUCAGUUCCUGUGUCCCUCAGGAAGAUCAGGACUUAUCGAUCAUGUACCAGUUGUCGCGUAUCAAAGACUAAAUGCGACGGCGACCGCCCGAGAUGUUCACGAUGUAGCGCCCGCAAUCUCGAGUGCCAAUAUGACGGAGGCUCGGCUCCUCGCUGGGCACGCAACCUCAGCAAAGCACCAACUUCAGGCUCGACUGAAGAAGAUUUUGAGUCUUCUCUGGAUGCUUCCUCAGUUGCCGGGGAGAGUCUAAGGUCACACAGUCUCAUCCAGUCACGGGAGAACGAUGUCGCAACGUCUCAUCGGUCAAGCACCAGAGAUACCAGCAGCAUCAAUCCACCCAUAGACUUUUCCGAUGAUACCGAGUUGUCUAUUCAUUCAUGGCUUAUAUCACCAGAUCUCCCAUCUGGGAACAACAUCCGUACCGUAGUCGACCACUAUUUUGCCAACAUCCAUCCUCUCCGAUGCUUUGCUUUUGUACAUAGACCAUCAUUUGCUCGUCUGUUAGAUAAGGGCUUUGAGUCCGAUGACGAAAAGGCACUGCUGCACAUUAUUUGUGCACAGGGAGCCAAAUUCUAUGCACUGUCUAUCAAUUUGGAGGAUCAAGAUGCCAAAGCGAGCUUGAUCCGAGCUGCGGGCAACAACUGGGCAAAAAAGGCUGAAAUGCUGGUACUCACCAACUUUGGCAAGAUUUCAGUCCAAAGACUCAUGACAUGCAUAUUACUUUACGACUUCCAUUUUAGACUAGGCGAAUACACCCAAGCUCUGAUGCUGAGUGGUCUCGCAGUCCGAAUGGCUCACGCACUACAGCUCAACGUCGAGUUCUCACCCGACAUUCUCUGCGCAGAGGCCAACGAGUCCUCCCCACCAGCCGUUGAGAAGGAGAGUCGCCGUAGACUCAUGUGGGCCUGCUACAUCCUAGAUGCCUGGACGGGUAGUGGUGUUGAUCAAUUAACACUACUGCGAGAAGCCGAUAUCAAAAUCCAGUUGCCCUGUAACGAACGUAACUUCAGACUUCGGAUCCCUUGUGUAACAGAGACGCUCGGUGUAGGACAUGUUCUGCAAUUUCUCCCUCCUGCGAUUGUUCCACGAAGGCCGGCUGCCAACAUGGGCAUCAUGGCUUACUACAUCCGAAUUGUCACCCUAUGGAAACGGGUAGUCAGAUAUGUAAAGCAUCUGAAUACGAGCCCGCCUCCGUGGCUUCCCGAGUCCGACUUUGCAGCUCUUGAUGCCGAUUUGCGAUCAUGGGGACGACAUCUUCCCGAGUUCAUCUCAUACUCCACUGACACCAUUUACGCACGCCUCGAAUCCGAUCAGCUCGGAUCACUUGUCUUACUCCAUUGCACAUAUCACCACAAUCUCCUAGAUCUUUACAGAAUAUCUAUGCCUGACCUUUUCAAGUUGAUCAAGCCUUUCUACUUCCCACCUAAUCAGCAAGAGUUCCUGCAAUCUUUGCAAGCCGAUUGCUUUUACCACGCGAAGCAGAUUUCUACUAUCUUGGCUGAGGCGGUACAACAUGGUGCACGAUAUCUUGCCGACAGUCUCCUUCCCUGCUUUGCUUAUGAUAGUAGCCGCGUGAUGCUGUACUACAUUGCAAGGCUGCUUGAUUUGAGUAGACCUGAUGCAGAAACGAUUGUUGUGGAUGCAAUCAAUGCCGUCGAAAGCAAUAGCAAGAUCUUACGGACAAUGGCGGCUCUGUUUCCACUCGCGGAUUCUCUAGCAACGACGACUGAGAGAUGGCUAGCCAAGAUUCGCAAGACUUUUGCCCAGGAUGAACAUAUGAGCGACCGUCCUCUACAUGGUGACGAGGAAAGGUCGCCGAUUUUGACUGGGAGCCCCGUCACAAGCAGUCCUGACGAGGCCAUGGGAGCUCUUGGCCUGGCUCGUCUUGCGCAAGGCCAAAGCAGUGAUAUGAAGCCGAUAGACCGCGAUGCUUGGAACAAGGUGGAAAGCGGCAGCUCAAGUGCAAGCAAAAGAGGAGCUGGAUCCGUCUCUGGGGCAAGCAGUCAGCCCGAAGUAACGCCCGCACGAUCCAAACUACAGCACGAGCAGCCAGUAUCUCAACGGACACCCCCAGGAGCUACGACUUCACACAUGGACCACCAGGCAGUAGAUCUCAGCGAUUUGCAGAACUACCUAUCGUGGGAUAUGUAUGGAAUCAUGGAGAUGAACGACAAUGGCUUGAAGGCUGGUAUAGAAGACAACGGCAUGCCAUCCUGGAGUACCAUGUGA
Molecule: messenger RNA, 2499 nt
Organism: Fusarium fujikuroi IMI 58289
Lineage: Eukaryota; Fungi; Ascomycota; Sordariomycetes; Hypocreales; Nectriaceae
Product: related to nitrate assimilation regulatory protein nirA
Exons: 8
Coding region: 1-2499 (832 amino acids)
Biological process (GO): DNA-templated transcription; regulation of DNA-templated transcription
Cellular component (GO): nucleus
Molecular function (GO): DNA-binding transcription factor activity, RNA polymerase II-specific; zinc ion binding; DNA binding
Source: RefSeq, a predicted model, not a curated record